AACCGAUGUAAUCACCUUAGUCAUAAGCAGCAUUGAUUUCAAAUCGUACAAGUCACAUUUUUUUUCACGCUCUGAUACAAAUAAUAAAUACAAAUACAUUUUAAAUAUUUUACGUUGCGCGCCUUUCUCUGACCUAUCGAUAUGUGGGCGGCCAAACUGAUUGUGGUCACACUGAUGCUGCUGCAUCUGGCAACCCUGGCGCUCAGCUGUUCUUGCAGCAAAGAGGCGAAUUUGGAGUGCGGAUGCACAAAACAUCAUUAA
Molecule: messenger RNA, 261 nt
Organism: Drosophila teissieri
Lineage: Eukaryota; Metazoa; Arthropoda; Insecta; Diptera; Drosophilidae
Product: gonadal protein gdl-ORF39
Exons: 1
Coding region: 142-261 (39 amino acids)
Source: RefSeq, a predicted model, not a curated record